Messenger RNA from Drosophila ananassae, 2259 nucleotides. RefSeq names its product transmembrane protein 47. Gene Ontology annotation, cellular component: membrane; cell-cell junction. The transcript has 6 exons. The coding region runs from base 388 to 1188 and encodes 266 amino acids. The record is from RefSeq and is a predicted model, not a curated record. NCBI's taxonomy places the organism in Eukaryota, Metazoa, Arthropoda, Insecta, Diptera, Drosophilidae. Gene Ontology annotation, biological process: cell-cell adhesion.
CAGUCUUCUGGCAAAUCCAGGGCAUCAUCGACGGGCACACUAAUUUUCAGUUGUGAUGUGGGAAGCAAAACAUUAUUAUUUUUGUCGUUUUUAUUUUUUGAUUAUAUAGACAAAGUUCCCGAUCGGUGGAGAACAUGUGAAAGAGGGAAAGUAACGCAACUUUCCUAUCAGACUGUAAGUGCACAGGUAUUCGCAGCGGAAAACCAAAAACAAGCGAAAAGAAAGGCAGCGAAAAGCGAAUAGAGACACAAAAAAUAGCGUAGUUUUCAUUGAGGAGAGUCAGUCAGUGCGUUAGUCGUGGGCGUGUGGUGGUGUGUGCGUGCGUCUAAUAACUAAUUGCGAUUUUAUCCAAAAUAUUGUUGAAAUCAAAACCAUAAAAGGCCAACUAUGCAACAGCAGAAUCAGCAACAACUGCCCCAGGGCAGGCCCGUUGGGUGGAACGUCCUGCCCAAUUACACGCUCAGCGGAAUGAGUUCCUUUGACGCCGAGUCGCUGCCCGAUUAUUCAGAAUUCGAUUCCGAAUCGGUGACUCUGGACUAUUACAAGGAAAGUGUACUACGUCCACCAGCUGAGAAAAUGGCACCGACGACAACGAUCGAAACCAUCACAAUCACCCGGCCACUAAAGGUGAUUGCAUUUAUCUGCGGCGUCAUCGUGGUGGUGCUCAUGAUCAUGGCCCUGGCGUCCACAGACUGGCUGAUGGCCGCCGACUGGCGGCAAGGCCUCUUUGUGCACUGCAUCGAGGAUGAUUCGGUGCCGCCGUUGCCGUUCAACAUCCAGGAUCCUCCAGGCUGCUACUGGACUCGCGAUAUAGGAUAUAUCAAGGCCACAGCAGCACUCUGCAUCAUCACCCUGGUAACGGAUGUAAUUGCCACAGUACUGACCGGUCUGGGCCUCAAAACGCAGAACCACAAUCUCAAGUAUAAGUUUUAUCGCAUAGCGGUACUGGUUAUGCUCGUGUCCUUGCUGGCCGUGCUUUCUGCUCUGAUCGUAUAUCCAGUAUGCUUCGCCGGGGAGCUCUCAUUGGGCAAUCGAAGAGUGUGGGAAUUCGGUUGGGCCUAUGGCGUGGGCUGGGGAGCAGCCAUCUUCCUGUUCGGGGCCGUUGUCCUGCUACUCUGCGAUAAGGAGUCCGAGGAGAUCUACUACAAGGAGAGGAAGAUCGUACAUGAAAACCAAAUGCGCGCCUAGGCAAGGCCGCACGACCUGCCUGACGUCGUUCUCUAGACCUAAGUAUAUAGCAGCCAACCAACAGCAACACACACAACAGACGGACACAUAGAUUUCGAUUCAAAUCAGACUCAAGAGAAGAAGCAAUUUGCAGCUAAACGAAUGUGUUAUAAUUAUGAUUGUGUAUAUCAUGACCAUUUAAACCAAAAAAACCAAAUCCGUAGCCAUCAGCCACCCCUCCCACCUUCUCAUAGUACUCGGCAUUUGUUUAGAUGAGGUUUCCCUUCCUCCCCCCCAAUAAGUUUGUAUUUUGUAUCGUUUUUAAAAAGGUAAAAUCGUAAGCAACCCAGAUCAAAAACACACGACCCCCAUCUGUAGUCAGCCGGUCAGGCGUCAGUCGUCAGUCGUCAGUCAGUCAGUCACAUAUACGUCUAGAAAUUCUGAAAGCUAAUCGCAUUAACCACCACAUAUAUACAAUUGCAUGUCCAAUGAGUUCAACCCAACAUUGUAGCGGAUGUUUGGAGCUUUCUUUUUGAAUAGAAAAUACUGAGGCACGCAGAAGGCCAAGUUGAAUUAGAACUCUUACAAUAUUGUACUCACACUCAGCUACAUAUACAUAGCAAUGUACUCAUCAUGUAAUCUCCCACUAAUCGAAUCGUGAACCGAAUCCAAAUUAGAACUUUAUGUGUAUCUAAUCGAAGGACUAAGUAGCCAAGGCCACUGUAUCAUUUGUACUUUGGAAGAAGUUUAAAUAUUGUGUGUGUCCCAGUGUACUAAACGUGCGACUAAACACCCAAAUGUUCUCUCGAAUAUGUGUUGCUCUUAUUGCACUUUUACCUUUUGUACAAUAAUUUAAUCAAUCAGCUGUCCAGUACUAUACUCGUACUUGAGUGUUCAGUCCCCGAGCCGUUCAGUUUAUUGUUUAAGCCAACUCCUAAGUGUAUGCAUUCGUUUUAUGUAAUUUGUAACGUUUAUAACCACCUAUGAUUUAAUUAUUUAUUUAUUGUCUUUUUAUUCUUAACACACUCUUGAACAUAUCACAUGCUAAUUACAAAAAUAAAACCGUUUUUUGACACCUUUUGUUAACAUUUA